UCGCACAAUAGUCCUGCCCAGCCUCUCUGCACAGCAUACUUAAGCAUCAGAUCAUGUCAAAUGACACUCCCACAUCUUUUUGGACUCAACACAGAGGUCUUAGAGAACUGAAAUAUCUAGGUGCUGUUCUGGUAUCAUAGGGAAAAAAGGAACCAAUUAAAGAUGGAUCUUCCAACAUUUUCACUGAUUGUUGUACUUCUUGCUGCAGCAUCUGCUAAACCAGUUGAUGAGAACUGGCAUCAGGAUGCUGAGAUUCCUGAAAAUAAUCACAAACAAGAAUUACUGGCUAUGGACAACUUGAGUUUUUCUUCCGAGUCAGCUCAGUCACGUGACUCAUUAGAGUCCAGAGUCGCGUCCGACAGUGAGUCGUCCGAGAAAUCCAUUGAGGUGUCGUCCGAGAUGCCACAGCCACAAUUUUUAGCGGAGUCAUCUGAAGAAUCCCCUGAGGAGUCAUCUGAAGAAUCCUCUGAGGAGUCAUCUGAAGAAUCCUCUGAGGAGUCAUCUGAAGAAUCCUCUGAGGAGUCAUCUGAAGAAUCCUCUGAGGAGUCAUACGAAGAAUCCUCUGAGGAGACACCGAACAAAUCUUCAGAGGGAUCCACUGAGCCUUCCUCUGAGGAAUCUUCCAAGGAAUCUUCUGAGGAGUCAUUUGUCUCCACGGAGGCUCACAUCACUGAAAGAAGAGGAGACAACUGAACAUGGAGCACGCAAAACAAAAAAUAUAUACAAUAAUUAAAAAUGGUAUGAUUCUGGACUCAAAAUUGAUUGGAAUCAUUGUGUUUUAGAACAAACAUAUUGUGUUAAAGCUGCCAACAAAUCAGGAUAAUAAUGUUAUUUCUACUUAUUAUUUAUUUAUAUCAACUGUUCUAAUGAAUAAGAUGUAUUGCCACUGUUUUCACAUAUACCAUCAGAUGUACAUACUGUACAUCUAAAGUACCAAAAAUAAAUGUUGUGUUCCAUAAAAACAAUAUAUAAAA
Molecule: messenger RNA, 974 nt
Organism: Syngnathus acus (greater pipefish)
Lineage: Eukaryota; Metazoa; Chordata; Actinopteri; Syngnathiformes; Syngnathidae
Product: autophagy-related protein 11-like
Exons: 3
Coding region: 163-693 (176 amino acids)
Source: RefSeq, a predicted model, not a curated record